UUGUGGUUUUUUGAGUUAAAAACCAAUAUACCUGGGAAGUCGAACCCUUGGGCCUUGAGUCGUUGAGGAGGCUGCCCUCAGUAGCCCAGCUUGUGUCCUAAACAUUCUUAACCGGCCCAAUAUGAUUUUGUAGUCCAAACUCCAAACGCGUAGCAGGACCACGAAGUUUCGCCUUUCGCGGUUUUGCUAAAACCCUUGAAACACCCAAACAACGAUAUUGAUUCACCAACUCGCUCCUUCUCCCUCCCUCUCUACAAUGGGGUUUUUCGACUUGAACGUACCUUACCAAGAAUCAAACCCUAAUUCCAAAACGACGCGCAUUAGGCUGGUAAUCAAAGCCAUGGAACUUGGUUACACCGGGAUUGCCCACAACCGAACGAUGAGGGGCGUAAUGUCCAAGCGGGAUCAAUGUACAAUCCAGCUUCUGAAUGUCGCUUCUCUCGUCAAGGUGGCUCCGUAUUUAGCCUCCUCCGUGCAGCUCCACCGCGACCUUUUAGGUGUGCCUCGUACCUCUCCCUUCCGCCAGUACACGCGUAUCACCGUUUACGCCGACAGCGUCGCUCAGGCUCAAGUUCUCAAUAGCGGGAACCCUAUUUUGAAGACAUACGACUUGGUUGCUGUGAGACCCUUGAACCAGAGCGCCUUCGACUAUGCGUGUGAGAAAUCUGAGGUCGAUAUAAUUGCAAUUGAUUUCUCUGACAAACUGCCCUAUAGGAUGAAGCAGCCCAUGGUUAAGGCUGCUAUGGAGCGUGGAGUUUAUUUUGAGAUAACUUACUCGGAUCUUAUCAUGGAUGUUAAAAAGAGGAGACAAAUGAUAUCGAGUGCUAAGUUACUGGUGGAUUGGACUCGAGGAAAGAAUAUCAUAUUGUCAAGUGGUGCACCUUCCGUCAAUGAACUCAGAGGGCCACAUGAUGCUGCCAAUUUGUCAUCUUUGCUUGGACUCUCUAUGGAGCGAGCCAAAGCCGCAAUUUCGAAUAAUUGUAGGACUCUUGUAACCAAGGCUUUAAGGAGGAAACACUUUUUCAAAGAGGCCAUCAGAGUCGAAUACAUAUCAUCUGGGCAACAAUUGGAGUCUAAGAAAUGCUGGUCUGAGGACUGGCUUAGAUGGGAUCCCAUUUCUAGUGGGGAAGGGGAUUUGCUGCUGGAUAAUAUGGAAAAGUCCUUUUCUGCUGCUGAUGGCCUAAACAAAACUGUGAAAGCUAUUGAUUUUGCUUCAAUUGUUGACAGCAUGCCAUCACAGGGUUUUCAAGUACAGGAUUUUAUGCCUGGAGCAAAAGCUGUCACUCAGUCAGCAGAGAAUGAAAAGAACUUGUUGGCUGCUUCUGAGGUAGUAAAGGUACCUGAUGUAACUAAGAAUGUGUUGGAACAGCCUGAGGGGCUUGUUCCCCCUGGUGUGGCUGCAUCUUCAUCUUAUAACACUCCUUGGUACCAGAGCUUGGGUACUGAUAGUUCUCAACAGUUAUGUUUGCUCAACGAUAAUGCAAAAGCUUUUACCUCUUCAAGGGAAAUUGUAAGAUGUACCUACCAAGCUGAGGAAGAAUCAAAAACUUCAAACAGCUCCAAAACAAGUUAUCUUGAAUUGCGAGAGUGUGCAUCAAAUUGUGAAGUAAACCCUGUGCUCCAAGAGGACAAUUUGAGUUGUCGAACUUCAGCCAUAGAUACUGAAUUGGAUGUUGAUGCGCAGGAUACAUUAGAUGUCUCAAUGCUAAUUGAAAAGGUUAAUUUUCCUGCUGCCACGAUUGAAGAGUCAAGGAUUUUACAAAGUCCUGAUGUGAUAUUCAGUACACAAGAUAUUGUGAUUCAUAAAGAUAGAAUGGAGAGUGUUGAUAGAAGUGGUGAAGAUUCAGCUUUCGGAUUGAAUGAAGAGUUCAAGAGUUUGCAUGGAUCUAAUGUAGUUUCAGGUACGAAAAGUGAUGAUGUUGUGAUCAAGAAGGAUGUGCAUAAAUGCGAAGUUACAUCUUGUGCCUUGAAUGACGAGUUCAGAAGUUUAUUAAGUUAUAACAUAGGUUUAGGUACUGGAAAUAAUGCAGUGGAUGAAGUUAUGCUGGAGAAUAAUUUCAAGGAACAAGACGAUAUGUCAGUCUUGAAUGACGUGCCCUUACAGGAAAAUCUUCUAGGAAGAGGACAAGAUGCUACUCUUGCACUCUCUGAUACUAUUGGACUUCUUGAAAGCCAUGAUGUUGGGGAACCUGUAACCAACUCCCGAGUUGGAAAUCAUGACUCCUUGGUACAUGUGCCGGAGGCAAGGCAAGAACACAGAGCAGAAGCCAAUACUGUGAAAUCUCAUUUGACUUCGUCUCCAUCUUUAUCAGGGAUGUCCAUGGCAAGGCAGAGGAGGUUGCCGAGGCAACCUUCUUUAUUCCCCUUCAAGCCCUUGCUGAGUCCUAUAUCAUUCAAGAAGCGAGGUCGAAAAUCUAAACGCAGAAUCAAGCCAAUGUGAUUGAGGAUCUAUGUAUUUUCUUUUUUUCAAUUAUAUAUUUUUAAAUAUUUAUUUGCCUUUGUUUUAUAGGCCGCAGAACAUGUACUAUAGUUGGGUGUUUACAAUAAUUUCCUAUAAAGCCUCUUAUUUUUCAGGCCCAGUUCAAUGGGUCCGUGGCACGAUUAUCAGAACCAAGAGCCGGUGGUGUCUUCAAGUUGAAGCCCGCUACGUUUCAUGGCUGCUUGUAGUUGUGGCAAGUGGUAAGUAAAGAUUUAUAUAUUUCCCUAAAUUGGAGAAACCAUUCUUGAGCUUUCCGGUUAAUAAUUAUUUUUUUCAAAGAAAUAAUAAUAAUAACAACAUAAGAGGUCUAUUUUCUUUUUUCGUGUCAUGGAGUCUGUGUUUUAGUUCAUAGGCGGCCCCUACAUAUUAUUGCUGCUCAUGUGCUGCUGAAUAUUGUAGUUCAGUUUUUGUAUGCGGAAGUGGGAUUGUGUUGGUAUAUUGGUAUUAAAAUGGUCUCAAAGUUGCUGC
Tripterygium wilfordii is the source of this 2947-nucleotide messenger RNA. RefSeq lists its product as uncharacterized. Bases 257 to 2440 code for a protein of 727 amino acids. Gene Ontology annotation, biological process: tRNA processing. Gene Ontology annotation, cellular component: nucleolar ribonuclease P complex. The transcript has 6 exons. Gene Ontology annotation, molecular function: RNA binding. The record is from RefSeq and is a predicted model, not a curated record. Lineage: Eukaryota; Viridiplantae; Streptophyta; Magnoliopsida; Celastrales; Celastraceae.